This is a messenger RNA of Corylus avellana, 2121 nucleotides long. Its product is annotated as DNA primase. Gene Ontology annotation, cellular component: nucleus; mitochondrial matrix. The record is from RefSeq and is a predicted model, not a curated record. Gene Ontology annotation, biological process: mitochondrial DNA replication; replication fork processing; error-prone translesion synthesis. Gene Ontology annotation, molecular function: DNA-directed DNA polymerase activity; chromatin binding. NCBI's taxonomy places the organism in Eukaryota, Viridiplantae, Streptophyta, Magnoliopsida, Fagales, Betulaceae.
AUAGAAAAGAAAACCCUAGAAAAUGUCAGCGAACCCCAUGGACGACGUUGAUCGAUUGUUUGAGUGCUUCAAGUGCGGUUUCUCUCCCCCCCAAUCUGCUUUUAGAGAAAGAAAAAGAAGAAAAAGAAAAUCGAAGCAUGGGUGUUCAACACAUGAGGCCUCUACACCUUCUAGCAUUCUAUCUCCAGGAUCAGCUGGACAAAGACAGAACGAAGCAACAGAUGUACAGCUUUCCAUUGAGAAGUUUGAUUCAACAAUAGUUAAAGAAAACAAAAUUAACCGCGGGAAGCAGAUCUCUCCGAUCGUAUUCUAUGGGUCUCCACAUGGUGUUCCUCCAAAAAGACCAUCCAGCUUGUUGCAAUUGUUACAUCAAAUUCGUGUCGAUCUCACCGAACAAAGUAAAUUGAGCUUGAGGGAGGAAAUAUGGGCUACGUUUCCUAGGCAGGAUGAAGCAAUGAAGUUUGCCAAAGAGCAUGUGCAUGUUCACGUUUUUAGUUAUCAAGAUCACUUUAAUGGUCAAAGAAGGUUCCUUGUCUCAACGUAUAAGGAGUUUUGGAAAAGGUACAAAAAUAUGGAUUCCAAAUACCGUCAUCAUUAUGAGGUGAUUCAGGAGGGUUUUCCAUGCCAUCUUUACUUUGAUUUGGAGUUCAAUAAGAGAGCAAACCCAGAAAAUAAUGGAGAUGAAAUGGUUGAUCUCUUGAUAUCAGUCAUUUUAGAAGCCUUACUUGACAAAUACUCCAUUCAAGGAAACCUGGAAUGGGUAGUAGAGCUUGAUUCCUCCACUGAAGAAAAAUUUUCCCGUCAUUUAAUUAUUCGUAUUCCAAAGACUGCUUUCAAGGACAAUUCACAUGCAGGUGCAUUUAUUGCCGAGAUAUGCUCUCGGAUUCUAAGUGCAAGGACAAGUGAUCGAAGAUUUGAAAAAUUGCUUGUGAAAAAAGAUUCAAGCUCCACUGAGUCCUCAAGCCAACUUUUUGUGGACAAUGCUGUCUAUUCUAGAAAUCGCUGCUUUCGUUUAGCUUUAUCAUCGAAGGCAGGGAAAACUUCUGUGCUUUUACCUACAGGGAGACUCAAAUGUGAGGACAUGAGCGAGGAAGACAUGUUCAUGGCGUCCUUGAUCUGCAAUAUGGAUGUUGAUUGCGAGAAGCUUCUAGUCUGCAAAAUGGAUUUAGAUUGUGCGAAAACCCUUCACUUUGAUACCGAGGUGAAUCAUAAUUUUGGAACAUAUUGCAGUGCUUCUCAAGAAUUUGCAUUGAGUGCUUGCACAAGUGAUCUUACUACGCCAUACUUCCUUGGAAAGUCACCAUUUCCAGCUGUGGACAAAUUUGUAGAAUACAUUGCCUCCAUUGGCACUGUGUCAGGAAAAAUUCGAAGCUGGUAUUGGUUCUCUGAAUAUGGACUGAUUGUCUACAGCAUGUCAAGAAAUAGAUACUGUGAGCGCAUUGGUAGACAGCAUAAAAGCAAUCAUGUGAUGUACGUUGUUGACCUGAGAAGGGCUGUUUAUUAUCAGAAAUGUCAUGAUCCUGAUUGCAAAGGUUACAGAUCUCCUUUACGGCCAAUUCCAAUAGGUAUCAUACCCAAUCCUUCAGUUUUCUUUCAUUCCGAUCAAAUGGAGAGUCAUGGUGGACCAACAGUUAAUAACCUCGACCUACAAUUUAUUAAUACUAAUGAGGAAAGUCUCCUGCUUUACAAUGAUGCAAACAUUACAAACAGCUGCACCAAAGACCCUUGGUGGUUUGAAGCCAUAAGAGUUGCAAAUGAUAUUGAAAACAAGAAAGAUACAGUGGAAGUCAGCAACAUGGAGAGCAUUAACGAUGAAGAUGAUGAUUGGUGGAUGGCUGUCGAAAGGACUGCAUUGCAGGCUGAGUUAACCCACUUGAACUAAAGUGAUGGUUAGAGCAGUUGGUUGAUAAACAUUCUGGCUUUAAUAGAAGAUACAUUCUGCGGACAUUCUUCCCUCAAAGCAAAGUUUUAGUGACUUGUGGGAACUCACGAUAGAACAAGAGGUUUGCGUCAAAUUUAGCCCGUCAUCCAUCCAUGUUGGUGUUCUGAUAUCUGGUUCUCUUGCAUGGAAGAACAGGUUUGUACAGUUCAUUUCACUGUUAGUUGCAUUUGAGUAUCAGA